UUGUUCAUUUGACUUUUCUUCAUCUCGACAUCUUCAUUACAGAAUCACAAGGAUUUAUAAAGUCAAGACAGUAUCUCAAGCUCAGGAUAUCCCUCUGACAAGGUAACACCAAGGAUUGUGGUGCUUUAUCACCCAGCUCUAGAGGCAUGAGCUGGUUCUCAAAAAGCCUUGGGAAUUCCCAAGGGAGCACAGGGCAACUGAAAAAUCGACUGGAAGAUCUGAAAAAGCCCUGGAAGAAAGAAGCCAGCCCUUCAAUGCUACAGCAUAGUGAGACCGCCAGGCUAGCGGUGGAUGCCUUUCUGGAACAAGGAGAAGCUGGCUAUCUGCAAGUCAUCGCUAAAGAAAAAGAACUACCGUUCCUGUCCACAAUGGACAUGGCUUACAUGAGCCAGCACAUCCAAAGCAUCCCAGAAUCUCCAAAGAAGGGGCUAGAGGCAGGACUCUCAAGAGCUGACAGCAUGGAUAGGGAAUCUCUCCUCUCUGGGGUCACAUCUGGGACAUACUUCCCAUUAAUGACAGAUAUUGACCCCCCUCAACUGGAGCUGGGUUGGCCAAUGAUGCCUUCUGUCACAGUGCUCAACCGAACAGAAGUCAGCUUGUAUUUCCAAAGGGACAAGGCAAACAAUGUGAAGGAGUUACUUCGAUCUCUAAUAAGCAAGGCCAAGUCAGUGAUUGCAAUUGUGAUGGAUCAAUUCACAGAUAUGGAAAUACUCAGUGAUCUGAUAGAAGCUUCAAACAAACGUCUUGUUCCUGUUUAUCUGAUCCUGGAUGAAAAAAACUUGAAGGAGUUUACAGAAAUGUGCAAUAAAAUGGAGGUCAUCAUGGAUGACCUUUUGAAUAUACGCAUACGAUCUGUAAGUGGAGAUACAUACUAUAGUAAAGCUGGCAAGAAGCUUACAGGACAAGCCCUUGAGAAAUUUGUGUUGAUAGACUGUGAACAAGUACUUGCAGGGACUUACAGUUUUACAUGGCUCUGCAGCCAGGUACAUACCUGUUUAGUGAUGCACUUCAAAGGAAAAAUUGUUGAUGAUUUUGACAGAGAGUUCCGAUGUAUAUAUGCCGAAUCUAGAUCAGUGAAUCAUCUUGGAAUCCCCACUGCUGAAAAUUCCACACCUUCUCCUUACAAGAUCAUGCAGAAACGUGAUCCCAUUUUAAAACACGUUCAACGGAAUGAGUAUGAAGCCAUCAGUCCACCAAGCACCCUUUCAAAUUCCAGCGUCGUGACCAUCAAGAAAUCACCAUAUCAUAACCAAUCAAUUUCCAAUGUAUUCUGUGAAAAGAAGGAAUUAACUCCAGGUGAAACAAGAAAAAACACUUCAGGUUUACUGGGACAUAAUGACUUGAGAUACCAGCCCAGGGAGUUGCCAGACUCUAACUGCAGCAUAUUAGAUAAAUUAAAGUAUCCACUCGGUGAUGCUUCUAAUUUAUUGAAGCUUAAGACAUCUUUCCUAUCAGUAUCUUCACCGAUAUUAGUUGAGAACAUAGGAAAUGGACAUCUUCCUGAGAAUGUGGGAACCAAUGAUAACAAGAAGUUCCUUUAUACUCAACCAAUUGAAAAUGCAAGCAAACUACAUAAGGAUGACAAACCAGUAACUCAUGGAUACAACAAAUUAGAAUUCAUUAACAAUCCCACUAAAACUGUAAAUUAUGAGAUAAAGGGCAAAGUUCCUAGAUUCCUUGAAGUCUCUGAGGAUAUGCCAAUGGAGAACAACAGCAACAUAAAUAGGAAUGAAAAAAGGUUGACUCUUGGUCACAGCAAAUUGGAUUUGAUUACCAACUAUAACAAAUCAAAAUCAAAAGUAAUUCAUAGUCGAUUUGAAAUGUAAUCUAACAAAAAUAUUUGAUCUCAAGUCAAAUGUGGAUUGAAACUAUAAUAAUAUAUCAGAUUUAGCUCAAAAAUAUUGGGAAAGCUUAAAGAAGCUUAAUAAAGCCAGAAAAAUAAUCACAUACUAUGUAAGAGAUUUAAGAUUGUUACUAUUUACCUCUAGCGUUAAUUUGAAAGGACAUACAUUUUGAACAUUGAAAACAUUGUCUGGUACUUUUGCCUCACAGACAUAAUGAGGAUUUCUCAUUCCUCAUAAUUUAGAAUUCCUGAAAUACUGGAGGGGCAUGUUUGGAACAAUGCUAUUUCUCAGUUUAAUAGCUCUGGGGGGGAGAGGGAAAGAACAUACAAAUUUAAACAAUUUGAUGAAUAUCAGUAUGUAAAUAAAAUUGUUAUUAUAUAUAUAUAAUGUACAGUACAAACAAUUUGGUUUAAAGAGUUGGUAGAGAGGUUAUAAUGCAUCUCUUUGAUAAAAGCACACAUCUCAAUUGCCCACUGUGGAUUAUUCUGCAAUUCUUUUUAAGACAGAACUAUAAGAAAUCCACAUUUACCAAAGUAGCAGAAAAUAAAGAACUGCAGAAAUCAUAUUGCAUAAUUGCUGACUUCCUUUUAAUAUUGCUGCUCACUCAAUUGAUCAGUACACCAUAGUCAAUACAAGAAUCCAAAUUACAGCCACUCUGACAUAGGAAAAAAAGCCCUCAGUUGUUUCCUUCUGUUGCAAGCAUGAUAGAGAUAGGAAAAGACCCAUAAAAUGCAACUCUUAGUUUAAAUCUCAAAACACUAACUAUAUGAAAUUAAUAAAUGUAAUCUCUUUGCCUCAACAAAGAAUCUGAAAAAGUGAUUUGGCAGGUACAGAAGAAAUGUCAAUAAUGUAAUGAUUGCAUUAUAUCAGGAUAAAUAACAUAAAUAGCAUUAACUUUUGUCUUAGAAUUUUGGUUACAAACUGGAAAACUAAUUAAGAUACAUUGUGUUAAUUUUGUUCACAUGAUAUAUGUUUUAAAUACAUGAAUAUAUAUAUCAUUGUAAUUCAAAAUAAGUGGUCAAUUAGAUUUUAAUUAUCUAUUUACACGAUCAAAGCCCAGCUCAAUUUAUUUCCACUCUAAUAAGUAACUUCAAACGAAGAAGCAUUUUCUGUCCAGUCAAAGUGAUAUUCUUGGAAGUCCACUGAACUCAAAGAUGGUGUUCUUUGAAUGCUUAAGUAUAUGACAGAGUUAAGCAUUUUAAUUAAUUGAUCUUACUUUGUAUGGAAAAACAAAUUGUCACCACUGACAUUUGUUAUUUCUGAAAAUCAAGAUUUGAUAUGCUUCCUGAGGGAGUUUAGUUUAACCAAGAUUUUUGAGAUUUCAUGAAGAAGUCACAAGGAAAGCUAUGAUUGUUUUAAUAAUAAAUGUAACAUUGUUUUAAUUUCAAAAACUGGUAGUUCUGUCAAUAGCAAUUUAAUGUAUAAAUGCCUUAAGAGAAGGACUCCUCUUUCUUUUUUCUUCUCUCUUGCUCUCUUUCUCUCUCUGGUUAAUCAUAACUUUGACAAUGUAUAAUCUGAUGGUGCUUUUGAAAUAAACAGUAUUCUA
Protobothrops mucrosquamatus (brown spotted pit viper) is the source of this 3390-nucleotide messenger RNA. RefSeq names its product family with sequence similarity 83 member C (gene SACK1C). The transcript has 4 exons. Bases 147 to 1826 code for a protein of 559 amino acids. Lineage: Eukaryota; Metazoa; Chordata; Lepidosauria; Squamata; Viperidae. Gene Ontology annotation, biological process: epidermal growth factor receptor signaling pathway. The record is from RefSeq and is a predicted model, not a curated record.